Messenger RNA from Phycomyces blakesleeanus NRRL 1555(-), 306 nucleotides. RefSeq lists its product as hypothetical. The coding region runs from base 1 to 306 and encodes 101 amino acids. The record is from RefSeq and is a predicted model, not a curated record. NCBI's taxonomy places the organism in Eukaryota, Fungi, Mucoromycota, Mucoromycetes, Mucorales, Phycomycetaceae. The transcript is spliced from 2 exons.
AUGUCAGACCCUCAAUUCGAAAAGGAUUCUUACAACAUCCCACUGGAUUUAACGAUGUUCCACAGUCUAGAAGAACGUGCUCAUUCAUUGUCAGAUGACUUUAAUGGAACAGUGGCGAGAUUAAAAGACCAAAUGAAUCAGAUGUCUACUUGGACAGCUGAUGCUGGUUCAGUCUACACUAGCUCUGUCAAACAACUAUCCAAAGAAAUCGAAGUUUGUACAGGCAAAACUGUAGGAUUGAUUACACAGUGUGACGAAUUGGAUAAGGAUUUUGCGCAGUUGGUUGAUCUUUCAAGACAAAUGUAA